CAAACAUUCCUGAACAUCCUCUCCUCUUCUUUUCUCUUUUAUUAGUUUCUCCAUCUCAUUCGCUCUCUUUUUGUCCCCUCUCCAUCGGAUCCCUCUCAUUACAGUACCUUUCCAUUCAUGGCGGAGAGAGGGAGACCGCUGCCUAAAUUUGGAGAGUGGGAUGUAAAUAACCCAGCAACGGCGGAAGGGUUUACGGUUAUAUUCAACAAGGCUAGACAAGAGAAGAAAACCAGAGGCAGUGCUGGCACAAUCAUGUCCCCUACCACUGAUAAAACUGAAAAUGUGACCGACCCUUCCCCGUCUCCUCGAAAGGCUAAAUGGUUUUGCUGUGUUCGAGUAUAAUAAUGCCUUUGGGGCGAUGGAAUUGAAUGGUUGGUGAUGCCAGUAUAUAUAUAUAUAUAUUGGGUGGAAAAAGCACCCUUUCCCUUGUAUACCCGCCUGGCUUCCUUUCUAGUCCUCGAUUAUUUUAUUAUGGCUCUUCUUUUUCAUUUUCUCUUUUUUCCCUUUUAAAACCUCAUUGGCUUGCUUUGCUCUUCGCUUUUGAUAUUCGAACCUUUGAGUGAAGAGACGAAGGAGAUGGAUCUAAAGACAACUUACCUAUUAAAGCAGUCAAUUUCUGAGUAGACAUCCCUUGAGGAAUGUAUUGUAUAGUAUUAUCAUUAUAAUUUUAUUGAUCACUUCUGGGAAAAAUGAAAUUGCAUUGCUGUUCAAUUAA
Messenger RNA from Theobroma umbraticum, 715 nucleotides. RefSeq names its product protein NOI4-like. The record is from RefSeq and is a predicted model, not a curated record. Gene Ontology annotation, cellular component: plasma membrane. Lineage: Eukaryota; Viridiplantae; Streptophyta; Magnoliopsida; Malvales; Malvaceae.